Messenger RNA from Dendrobium catenatum, 843 nucleotides. Its product is annotated as protein FAR1-RELATED SEQUENCE 5-like. The coding region runs from base 1 to 843 and encodes 280 amino acids. The transcript is spliced from 2 exons. NCBI's taxonomy places the organism in Eukaryota, Viridiplantae, Streptophyta, Magnoliopsida, Asparagales, Orchidaceae. The record is from RefSeq and is a predicted model, not a curated record.
AUGGAAGGAUCGAAUUUAGGUUUUGCUUUGGAAGACUUCGUUGAUUUCGAGGAAACUCUGACGUUAAACUAUGAUCAAGCAUUUUUUGAUUUAAUACAAGGUGUUUACAAUUCUGAGAAGGAAGCAUAUGAAAAAUAUUGCAAGUACGCGCAUUCAACUGGAUUUAGUGUUCGGAAAGAUCAUCAUCAUUUCUGGCUAAAUUCAAGGAAAAUCAAAUCAAAGGAUUUUGUGUGUUCUAAAGCAGGUUUCAAGAAGGUGACUGAGAGUGGCACAAAGAUAAAAUAUCGAAGAUCAUGUACAAAAACAGGAUGUCUAGCCAUGGUUAGAUUUUAUGUGAGUCAAGAUGGGAUUUGGGGAGUGAAUAAAGCUAUAGAGACUUACAAUCACGAACUUGCUAGGCCGGAUGAUCAAUAUUUGCUCAGGUCAUCUAGGAGCAUUAGUGAUGAUAAUGCAGCUAUUUUGAAAUCUAUGUCAGAAGCAGGGAUAAGAAUUGUCGAUGCAUUUAUAUACCUAUCUGAUGAAGUUGGAGGUGUGGGUAAUCUUGAUUUCAUAAAGCGGGAUGCAUACAACUACAUCCAAAAAGAAAGAAAAGCCAAGAUUGAGACUGAAGACACUAAUUCACUGAUCAAGUUGUUUAAAGAAUGGGUAAUUGAUGACAACAUGUUUGCAUGGGAUGUCGAAACUGAUAAAGACGGUUAUUUAUUGAAUUUCUUCUGGGUUGAUGGUCUUGGUAGAAUUGAUUAUGAUUAUUUUGGGGACGUGAUUAUAUUCGAUACAAGUUAUUGUUUAAAUAAAUAUAACUUAGCUUGUGCCCCAAUUGUGGGAGUGAAUAAUCACUGGUAA